Plasmopara halstedii is the source of this 1266-nucleotide messenger RNA. Its product is annotated as histidinol-phosphate transaminase. Gene Ontology annotation, biological process: L-histidine biosynthetic process. Gene Ontology annotation, molecular function: pyridoxal phosphate binding; L-histidinol-phosphate:2-oxoglutarate transaminase activity. NCBI's taxonomy places the organism in Eukaryota, Oomycota, Peronosporomycetes, Peronosporales, Peronosporaceae. The transcript is spliced from 7 exons. The record is from RefSeq and is a predicted model, not a curated record. The coding region runs from base 1 to 1266 and encodes 421 amino acids.
AUGGACACGCGCAGUGCCGUAGCGCUGGGAGUGACCGCUGGCCUGGGUGUUGGCUAUCUACUUGGCAAGGCCCAGCCUACUGUCAACCGCUCUGAUACAGUAAAGGAGCUCGCCAAGGAUGCAGACGAGGUGGAACGCCUUAUUCGAACAAACAUUUUGGAUCUCACUCCGUACCGAUGUGCCAGGGACGACUAUGACCAAGGUGUUUUACUGGAUGCUAAUGAAAAUAGUCUAGGACCACCGCUGCAGGGCCACAAACAGUAUCAAGCCAUGGAACUAGAGCGCUACCCGUGUCCGUACCAAUCUGAGUUGAAAAAGGCAAUUGCAAACUUCAGGAAUCAAGGCUCGGCUUACGGAAUCAGUGAGGCAAAUAUAUUCCUUGGCGUUGGAAGUGAUGAGGCCAUCGACUUAAUCAUUCGCGUAGCUUGCACUCCUCGUGUGGACAGCAUUAUAAUCACACCGCCUACAUACGGCAUGUAUAGCGUUUGUGCGAAUAUCCACGAUGUGAAUAUUGUAUCAGUACCACUGCAAAUUGAGUGUCCAGCAGAGAACCCAGAUGGACUAAACGCCGACCUUCCACUGCCUGUAUUCCACAUUGAUCCGACGAAAAUUCUGAAUUCUACCACGUCGAAUACAAAAAUAAUUUUUUUGUGCAGCCCGGGCAAUCCCACGGCGAACAUUUUGCGUUUAAAGGAUGUGGAGUCGAUACUUCAUUCAAAGAAGUACAAGGGCUUUGUGGUAGUAGACGAAGCUUACAUUGACUUCGCUGACGCUCCUGGUCUGUGUUCAAUUGUAAACAAGUAUAAGAGGCUAAUUGUGCUUCAGACGCUUUCAAAGGGCUUUGGGCUUGCCGGUAUUCGACUUGGCAUUGCUUUCGGUGACCCAAAACUGAUUCGGGUGCUGAACAACGUAAAGGCACCAUAUAAUAUCAGCAAGUUGACGUCGGAUGUAGCACGCAAAGCGUUGUCAAAUUUGGAUCAAUUACGCAAGAAUGUGACACUUAUCAGAGAGGAAAAAGAUCGGGUAAUCAAGGAGCUGCAAAAGCUGAGUUUUGUACGUCGUAUUUUUGCCUCCGACUCCAACUUUGUACUUUUUGAGAUUCCGCACGCACUCACUGUUUACCGGCAAAUGGCAAACCGUGGAGUUGUGAUUCGCUAUCGUGGCAAUCAGCACUUGCUUACUGACUGCCUUCGUGCUACAAUUGGAUCUCGUGAGGAGAAUGAUCGCAUGCUUGAGCUACUUGUAGAAGUGUCGGGCGAACAAUAA